This is a messenger RNA of Anthonomus grandis grandis, 1021 nucleotides long. Its product is annotated as probable RNA-binding protein 18. The coding region runs from base 102 to 686 and encodes 194 amino acids. The transcript has 3 exons. Gene Ontology annotation, molecular function: RNA binding. The record is from RefSeq and is a predicted model, not a curated record. Lineage: Eukaryota; Metazoa; Arthropoda; Insecta; Coleoptera; Curculionidae.
AUUUCGAAUUUGACAAUGUCAACCUCCACUCGGAGAAACAACCAUAAACGGAAAAACUCAAAAUGGAAUUUAUUUUAAAAUGAUAUGAAAAUAACUCUAAAAUGGAGUGUGCUCAGGAUAACGAGGUACCCCUGGACGAGCGAAAAUUAUGGAUCGGCAACCUGGAUAGUCGCGUUACCGAGUACCAACUUUUAAAACUGCUCCAAAUCCAUGGUACAAUUGAGAAGUUUGACAUCAUCUUCCACCGGACUGGACCUUUGGCAGGUCAACCCAGAGGCUAUGCCUUUGUCACCUUCCAAAAGAAAGAGCAGGCUAGUGCUGCCAAAUCUGCCCUGAAUGGAAAAUUGCUGGGUCAGAAAAAUGUUAGAGUUACAUGGGCAAAUAGUCAAGAAAUGGAUCCAGAAUCUCAAGUAACAAAACCGAAACCGGACCUCAAAAUACCUGCGUUAGCAUUAUCCAAAGACAAAAUAAAAACAGACAGGAACAGUCAAAUUCAAGCAAUUGAAGCAAAAUUGAAGUUGAUGGAGCGUAAAGAGGAUGAGCUAAAAAUUAAUGACUCACUUGCCACCAAACCUCCAGUGAUUCAACAGUUCCAGUUCAAUAAAGACAAACAAUGUGUGCCAUCUGUAAAGCCUCGUAUAUUUGAUAGGCAUAAACAUAAGAAGCCUUAUUAUAGAAGAAAAUAGUAUUAUUUUGUAUUGAUUUUAAGUAUUUAUUUUUGUGUCUUCAUUUGUAUAUUAAGAUGUCCGUAGAGAUUAUUUUAAAAAUUCUGGAGAUGAAUUUUGUGGUACAUUUUCUUAAUUUCUACAUUUGGAAAAUACUAUUUGGAAUGCCUCAUAUAUCAUAGUUCAUUGUUUUGUCCAUAUUGUUGAAUAUAAUAUAUUUAUUGAGGUAAAUGUAGCAUUUUUCUCAGAUUUCUUUUGAAGGUAUUGCAACAUUUAUUUAUAUUAAUCUUUUUCAAAGUGACUUCCAAUAAAACUAUAAAAUAGAAAAAUAUUUAAAUACUUUUGAGAGAAAGAGG